Molecule: messenger RNA, 1348 nt
Organism: Dichomitus squalens LYAD-421 SS1
Lineage: Eukaryota; Fungi; Basidiomycota; Agaricomycetes; Polyporales; Polyporaceae
Exons: 4
Coding region: 79-1293 (404 amino acids)
Biological process (GO): negative regulation of transcription by RNA polymerase II; rRNA processing
Cellular component (GO): nucleolus
Molecular function (GO): DNA binding
Source: RefSeq, a predicted model, not a curated record
CUGGCCUACACACGUCAAUAUGGUCUCGUUUCAGUGCGAUGGUGAGCCGACCGUUCUUCGCCCGUUUCCCGCGAUGCAAUGAUCGCUCUCAGGACGCGAUCUGACUUGCCAACCUCUUACGCUUCUUCCAUUUCAUCGCUUACAGCUUGUGGCGAUACUGUGAAGAAACCAAAGCUGGAUAAGCACUACCAGAUGUGCCAUGCUGCAGUGACCUGCAUCGACUGCUUCGCGACCUUCAAUAGCCCCGCAGAAUUCAAGGGCCAUACAUCCUGCAUCAGUGAGGCGGAAAAGUACCAAAAGAGCCUGUACAAGGGCCACAAAACCGGGCAGCAGCAGAACGGCAGCGGUCCGCGUGGCCAGGGCCAGAACAACGGCGGCCGUCCCAACAACAACCACAACGAUUACAACAACGCGGGCGGUGGUAAGUAUCAGCAGCAGUCCUGGGGAAGACAGGGCGGCGGAGGCUGGGGCGGCGCCCGCUACGGCUACGAGGCAUCUGGCGCUAACGGCACUCCUCUGGGCACCCCGGUGCGGAUGUCGCCCGUGACAGCUGUCGCUGCUGGGGACGAGUCGCCGGUACCCGCGGCGAAGGCGAAGGCGAACGGGAAGGAGGCGAGCGGGAAUGACCUAAAGCUGGCGGAGAAGGACAAGGAGGAGAACGGGAAGGAGAAGAAGGAGAAGAAGCGGAAGUCAGUGGGUGGGGACGAGGUCGCUGCAGAGAUGCAAAACGGCGAGGGACCGAAAAAGAAGAAGGCAAAAGCCGUUGACGAGCCAGCUCCUUCAUCACCUGCGAAGGUUGAUACCGACGAGUCGUCGGAAAAGCCAGACAAGAAAGACAAGAAAGAGAAGAAGGACAAGAAGGCGAAGAAGGACAGCGCAUCCGCUGAGCUAGUAGCGUCGUCGUCAACAUCGGCGGAUGGAGAGGAGAAAAAGUCGAAGAAGAGCAAGAAGGAGAAGAAGUCGAAGGACGCAGCGGCCGUAGAGGAGAGUGCGGAGAAAGUGGAGGUGAAUGGUGUGGGGAGCGCGGAGGUUGAUAAGUCGAAGAAACGGAAGCGGGAGGAGGUGGAUGCUGACCCUGCGGUUGCGGCGGAUGAGAAGAGCAAGAAGGAUAAGAAGAAGAAGAAAAAGUCGAAGAAGGGCGAGGAGGAGGACGCUGCAGAGAAUAUUGAUGUCGAUCCACCAGCACUGACGGCUUCGUCGGAGAACAGUGGAGAAGGGAAGGAGAAGAAGAGCAAGGAGAAAAAGGAGAAAAAGGGCAAGUCGAAGAAGGACAAGUCUAAAGUGGCUGCCUGACCUCGACGACGUCCUCGUGUCUUGUCUUGCUUGUUCUUUUCAAGGCGGUUGUAUG